AUGUUCAUCUACAGCCUCGCACUAGUAGCGGCCGUAAUAUUUCUAGGGCUGAAGUACAUCUAUUCGUACUGGGAUCGCUAUGGCAUCGCUAAUAUCAAGCCACAUAUCCCGUUCGGAAAUCUACAGACGGUGGUGCAGAAAAAGGAGUCAUUCGGUGUCGCCAUCAACAAUUUGUACCACCAAACGUCCGAUCGGUUCGUGGGAAUAUAUCUGUUCUUUCGCCCUUCGCUUCUAAUCCGUGAUCCGUACCUCGCGAAGAAGAUUAUGGUGAACGAUUUCCAACACUUCCACGAUCGCGGUGUUUACUGCAAUGAACACGAUGAUCCGUUCUCGGCGAACCUGUUCGCGCUGCCUGGUCAACGGUGGAAGAGCUUACGCAGCAAGCUUACGCCGACCUUCACCUCGGGACAACUACGCACCAUGAUGCCAACCUUCAUGGACGUAGGGCACUCGCUGGUUAACGAGUUGGAUAGGCUGACGGAGCAGCCAAGUGUGCAAGACAUGCGAACACUAGCGUCACGGUUUGUGAUCGAUGUGAUUGCGUCAGUGUUUUUCGGGUUCGAGUCGCACUGCAUACAGAACCCCAAAGAUCCGUUCUUCGUAACGCUAAACAGUCUCGUGCGCUCGGUUGGGUUUGUCAAUAACAUCCGUUCGGCCAGUAUUUUCGUUUGCCCAAUGCUACUGAAAAUCACGCGUAUGUCUUCGCUGCCACCGCAUAUGAUCAAGUUCGUGAUGGAAAUAAUCUCAUCACAGAUCGAGCACCGA
Anopheles bellator is the source of this 765-nucleotide messenger RNA. RefSeq names its product cytochrome P450 6d3-like. The annotation marks the transcript as partial. Gene Ontology annotation, molecular function: iron ion binding; monooxygenase activity; heme binding. The record is from RefSeq and is a predicted model, not a curated record. NCBI's taxonomy places the organism in Eukaryota, Metazoa, Arthropoda, Insecta, Diptera, Culicidae. The transcript has a single exon.